CUGCAGAGAGACGUUGAAGUAAUCCUGGAAGGAGUAUCGAAUCAAAAUUUUGUAGGUUCUGUGAUCCAUCCGAAAGGAAAUAUUGCCGAAUUGUUGCUGAAUGAAGGCUUUGCAAAAUGCGUGGACUGGUCAAUCACUCUGGCAACAUCGGGGCCAGAAGUACUUCGCGCCGCAGAAAAACGAGCAAAAGACAAAAAAUUGCGACUAUGGCGUAGCUAUCAGCCAUCAAAUCAACUGAGUUCUGAUAAGAAGACAUUCUCGGCAAAAGUAAUCGAGAUCAACAUGGGUGAUGCAAUGAUCAUACAGAGGGAGGACGGCACUGAGACGAAAAUAUGGCUUUCAUCAGUACGACCGCCAAGGGAGGAAAAUCCAAGUCGUGAGACGGAAAACAAAGUUGGUCGGCAAUUUCGACCACUCUACGACAUCCCAUAUAUGUUCGAGGCACGAGAAUUUUUGCGUAAACGUCUGAUCGGUAAAAAAGUUCAGGUCACAAUCGAUUAUGUUCAGCCAAAAUCCGAACAGUUCCCUGAAAAAGUCUGCUGUACAGUAAUGUCUGGUGGUUUGAACGUCGCUGAAGCACUUAUUUCCAAGGGACUCGCAAAAGUUGUGCGAUACAGAAUUGAUGACGACAAUCGCUCUUCACAAUAUGAUGCUUUGCUAGCUGCGGAGGCGAAAGCGGAGAAAAGCAAAAAGGGUUUAUUUGCAGACAAAGAUGUGGGCGAAAAAGGCUCUGUUUUAAGAAUACAGGAACUGCAAGGAGAUGCUCAGCGUUCAAAGCAAUUUUUACCAUAUUUGCAACGUUCCGGACGUUCGGAGGGUGUUGUCGAGUUCAUAGCGUCCGGUAGUCGGGUUCGACUCUAUGUGCCUAAGGAGACGUGCCUUAUAACAUUUUUGUUCUCGGGUAUAAACUGCCCUCGUGGUGCUCGUCUUGGUCCGGGCGGUAGAUUGAUCGGUGAAAAUGAGCCGUAUGCCGAAGAAGCCGUCAAAUUUACUCGCUUAAAAGUUCUGCAGCACGAGGUGGAAAUAGAAGUGGAAGGAAUGGAUAAAUCAGGAAGUUUCAUUGGUUAUAUGUUCGUUCAAACGGAACAGGGUCUUUGCAAUAUGAGUGUAGCACUGGUCGAGAACGGCCUGGCAACUGUGCAUUUCACUGCCGAAAAAGGUGCUUAUUAUUCACAGCUCUGUGCCGCUGAAGAACGAGCCAAAAAGGUUGUCAUCUUUUUUUAAAC
This is a messenger RNA of Gongylonema pulchrum, 1226 nucleotides long. The record is from the annotation of a GenBank genome assembly. NCBI's taxonomy places the organism in Eukaryota, Metazoa, Nematoda, Chromadorea, Rhabditida, Gongylonematidae.